UUGACACCUCGCAGCAGUGGGAUCGAGCUAUGGACGAGUAUCAGACAGAAGAGGAGACCACGUUCGUGGUUGAUGAAGUGAGUAAAGUUAUUAAAGAGUCAGUGGAAGCAGCCAUAGGAGGAAAUAGCUACCAGCACAGCAGAGUGAACCAGUGGACCACUGGUGUGGUGGAGCAGUGCCUCAGUCAACUCAGCAAGCUGGGAAAGCCUUUCAAGUAUAUUGUGACCUGUAUCAUCAUGCAGAAGAAUGGAGCGGGACUGCAAACAGCCAGCGCCUGCUUCUGGGACAACUCCACAGAUGGAAGCUGUGCAGUGAGAUGGGAGAACAAGUCCAUGUACUGUAUCGUCAGUGUCUUUGGUUUGGCCAUCUGAACGGACUACUGUACAAUAAGUGUUUAAAGUGUGUAGGAUUUGAAGUAUUAUGCCAAAUGAGAUAGAUUAAAACAGAACUAUGCUGUA
Molecule: messenger RNA, 458 nt
Organism: Limanda limanda (common dab)
Lineage: Eukaryota; Metazoa; Chordata; Actinopteri; Pleuronectiformes; Pleuronectidae
Gene: dynlt1b
Product: dynein light chain Tctex-type 1b
Exons: 5
Coding region: 30-371 (113 amino acids)
Biological process (GO): microtubule-based movement
Cellular component (GO): cytoplasmic dynein complex; cytoplasm
Molecular function (GO): dynein intermediate chain binding
Source: RefSeq, a predicted model, not a curated record